Rhipicephalus microplus (southern cattle tick) is the source of this 770-nucleotide messenger RNA. RefSeq names its product excitatory amino acid transporter 5-like. Gene Ontology annotation, biological process: L-glutamate transmembrane transport. NCBI's taxonomy places the organism in Eukaryota, Metazoa, Arthropoda, Arachnida, Ixodida, Ixodidae. Gene Ontology annotation, cellular component: plasma membrane. Gene Ontology annotation, molecular function: L-glutamate transmembrane transporter activity; glutamate:sodium symporter activity; neutral L-amino acid transmembrane transporter activity. The record is from RefSeq and is a predicted model, not a curated record.
CGGCGCCAACGCUGAUUAUGUCGAUGGAGCAGGGACUUAGGAUGGACCCUCCGCUAGCCCGUUUCCUGGUGCCCGUCGGUGCCACGAUGAACAUGGACGGCACCGCCAUCUACUUCAUUGUCACUGUGCUCUUCUUUGCGCAAAAGAACAACAUCGCGUUCACUUUCGGAGAACAUCUUGUCGUCGGGUUGAUGUGCUGUCUGGCCACCCUGAAUACAAGCCCGUCGCCUCAGGCCGGCCGUGUGGUAUUGGUGUACCUGAUGACCUCCCUCGGGAUUCCGCUAGACGGCAUUGGCAUACUCCUCUACACGGACUGGAUUAUGAAUCGUCUUUCUACGGCUGUGAACGUGCUGGGUGACGCCGUGGUCGCCAGUGGGACACAGGAGUUGUGCAGGGCCACUCUGCCAACCGGCCAUGACCAAGAGUGACUGCCUUAUGGCACGCAAUAUACGAGACAAGAUACCAUCUCUUGAGACAGUGUUGUGAACUUUUAGUUUGGUCAGCUGUUAGCGUUCAUGUGGGGUUUGCUUGCGCAGCGCAAUUUUUCAGUUUCAUUUUAAAAAAGUUGCAAGUGGGUGCUUGUCGUUUUCAGCUGUAUUUUCAUCCGUUUUGCGAACGAAAAAUUAGCAUCCCGGUGUUCACAGCCACUUUGUUUCAGUGCGUAUCUUGAUGAAUGUUCUCAUGAAAUUAUCAUACCGCUUUUAUUAGCUUGCGGACUCCAACAAUCGGCAGCUGUGCUCUGUAAGGUUCUUCGCUCUGCACUAUAAAUA